Meloidogyne enterolobii is the source of this 669-nucleotide messenger RNA. NCBI's taxonomy places the organism in Eukaryota, Metazoa, Nematoda, Chromadorea, Rhabditida, Meloidogynidae. The record is from the annotation of a GenBank genome assembly.
AUGCCCCAUAUAAUCUCACAUCUUCGCUUAACAUUUCUAUCAACUAUGUUCGCUAAGAAUUCUUGUAUCGAUACAGAAGAUCAAGUGUUAAUUGAUCGUGAAUAUUUUCAAAAAUAUUUUGGAGAUAAAUGUCUUGAGGAAAAUGGACAAAUAAAAUUUGAAUUCUUUGCGAAUCUUUACCCUCUAAUUGAUACAUCAGAAAAGGAUCUAUCAAUUAAUGAGCAGAAUAAAUUGAUAAAUAAAUUUAUAGGAGAAUUUGAAAUUAGAUUGAAGAGAACACGUAUAAUGCUUGAUCAACAAUUUAUGGAUAAUACAUUGCGAAGUGAGAUGGAUAGAUUUAAUUCAGAAAAUAAAUUGAUAACCAAAGUUUUGAAUGAUAAAUGGAAAAUCUCCAAUUUGUAUGAGAUUUUAAAUCAGUUUUAUAUUGAAUUUGAAGGUGAUGAAAGGGCAAAUAAAAAUAAUAAUGAUGAGAAGAAGAAAAUUAUAAAAAUUGAUGAUGGAAAGUAUGAUGAUGGAGAGUUGAGGAAAUAUUUGGAUAAAAUUUAUCAUUUGGACGAUGAUGUAAAAGCUAAUAGGAAGGGCGCUAUUCAAUGGAUAGAAAAACAAGUAGAAAUGUGGCUGAAUAAACAAUGUAGUUCUGUUGGUAUUAAAUAUAAAGGUACUUUAUAA